Balearica regulorum gibbericeps (East African grey crowned-crane) is the source of this 1202-nucleotide messenger RNA. Lineage: Eukaryota; Metazoa; Chordata; Aves; Gruiformes; Gruidae. The record is from RefSeq and is a predicted model, not a curated record.
GAACAGAGGAAGUGGUCUUUGGGAAAGUUGGAGGAAGCAUCCUCCUUUUAUGCCGAAAUGUCUCCAAAGAAGCAACCGAGGUGGUCUGGUUUCAAGGGGAUCCGCACUCUUUCGCCCCACUCUUCUCCUCAAGGGUCGCUUUCCCCCCGGACGUCCGUUUCUCCCUGGUUGACAACAGCUCUCUGCUCAUCACAGAGCUACGUGUCCAGGACGAAGGCAACUAUACUUGCAAGGAAGUAUUGAACAAGACGGACCACGAGCACAGGGUCCAGCUCCUGGUAGCCAAUCCACCACACUCAAGCCCAAAGUGCUGGGCUGAGACCUCCUCAUCGGGGAUGAUGCUGCAGCUGUUUUGCAGCUGGCCCGGGGGGUACCCCCACCCCACCCUGUACUGGAGAGAAGAGGGGCACGAUCUGGAGAACUCCAGCUGGGUCAUCAGCUCCACGAGCUCCUCGGACACCCACGUGGAAACGCUGAACAGCUCCCACCUCUCCCACCGCAAAGUGUUCAAGUGUGUCGGGAGCCAUGUCAUCAAGCAGGAGGAGCCUGCGUGCACUGUGGAAAUAAAACGCCCUUCACUGGAAUCAGAGCCCCCCAAGACCUGCUUUGUGGGUGACAACGUGACCCUGACGUGCCGUGUGACCGAGAGCACCCCAGCAGCGAGGGUCACCUGGCUGCGGGGCAUCACCCACCCAGAGGUGGAGAUCCACCCCGGAGGGAGGUACCUCAUCGCCCAGGAGGGCAACGUGUCCCGGCUCACCAUCCAGAACUGCUCCCAGGGCACCGAUGGGGGCUGUUACGUCUGCAAGGCCCAGAACCCUGUGGGGCUGAGGGAGCUGUUCGUCUGCCUGACAGUGAAGCAGCCAGUGAACAUCGUUGGGGUCGUUGGUGCAGUGGUGGUCCUGUCCCUGCUGGCUAUUCUCACCAUCACUGGGGUCGUCUUGUACUACAAUCCCCUCCUGUGCCUGAGAGGUACUGCAUUCAGCUGUGGUGCUGCGGCAUGGGAAGGCUCUUUCCUGAGUGCCUUCCCUUCGCCAUCUGUACGGGAGGGGAGAGUAACUCACUUGGGAAGGGCCCGUGCAGUUUAGCGCAUGAAUAUUUGUGAAGUGCUUGGAGGACUUUGGAAGAUGAAUGGGAAGCAGUGCGGAAUGCCGUUGGUGGCGUUGCUGCCAGCAGGGGCUGAAACCACCUGUUCUUUGAAC